AUGGAGGAUGAGCAAAGCACCUGCGUGGGUCCCUCCUCAACCCGCAAUGGCGGCCAUUCUCCCCUUGAUCGCAGCCUCCAGAGCACCAAUAAAGACCAGGACUAUUUUGAUCUUCCAUUGCCCGUGGAAGUCGAGGGUUCGAAGGAACCACCCUCCAGCGAUCCAAUCUGGAGUAUCCUUCCUUCAUACUGGAUGUACACAGCAUCUAUCCAGCGUAACUUGAGUGUGCCUGACCAGGACAAUGACGACGAGCCGCCCAUUUAUGAGCGCUCCAACCCUGCUUCAGUUGUUUCUUUGAGUACAGAGUCAAAUGAACUUCCUCCAACCCCGGGAACUUCGCUAUUGGCCGCCACUGCAUCCGCUUCAACCCCUGCAACACCUCAUAGCGACUUUAUUCUUGCUGACGAGAAUACGUCUUCCUGGCAGGAAACCAUUUUGGAUAACGUGCACAAACUCAAGCAAUUGACCCACACUGAUAAUGCCGCUUCCAAUGCUGUGGACAUAAAAGUGUUUUUCACAGAGGAAGUGUGCAAAAAAGGUGAGAAACCAACACUUAUUGAUCCGCUGAUUUUCGAGUACAAGGAGGGAGACUAUUUGAAUGGCUACAUUACCAUCAAGAACAACAGCAACGAGCCAAUUCCCUUCGAGAUGUUGUAUCUCAUGUUUGAGGGCAAGAUAAUGGUUCGCAAUUGUAAGAACGCGGCAGACAGGACUCCUGUGGUAUUGAGUAAGUUCUUGGAGAUGUUCGAUUUCAGUGCUUCAUGGAAUGAGGCGAACAUCAAUAGGCUAAUUACAGAGAAUCCAGCUAUAUCAGAUGACUCGGUAAUCGAUCCACUAGAUAAUACUGUCUGUUGCUUCAAUUGUGACAAGAGAAUGCACCCUGGAGUUGUUUACAAGAGAUUUUUCACAUUCAAGAUUCCCAAGAAUUUACUUGAUUCCGAGUGCAAUGAGCAUAACUUACAGCUGCAUGUGGAAAUGCCACCAAGUUUGGGAGACUGCACUUUUGAGCGUAAUUCUGCUAAUGCAAUCAAGAUCAGGGAUCUCUCGAUGAUUGACACUGCUGUCAGCUAUGCAGUGUUGGUAAGAUUCAUUGGAAGAAAAUCUAAAUACAAGGUUGAUCCUAACUUAUUCUCAGACAAAGAUACCAUUUUGGUAAAUUCUAAGGGUGAUGAAUAUAUAAUUCUUAAGGAAGUGCUCGGCAAUAUCAGGAUAUUGCAGCAGAGCAAGAGAGUUACAAAGACAAAGCAGAUGGAAUGCAAAAUAUUACAAGAUAAUUUAAUCAAUAGAGUGAGAGAGAAAAUUGAAACUGGGCACAAGCUACUCAAGUUGAUCCGAGAAAAUGACAGUUGCUCAGCAUUCGAACUAUCGAAGAGAAUUUGCCAGAAAGAGUUGGAGUUUGCAAAAAUGAAGCAAGCAUAUGUUCGUAAAAUCGAUGCUAUUGCAUCAACUUCACGAUACGAGCAGCCUACAUCCAUCGAAAUAGUUACUCCUCUAGUAAAGAGAAGUCUCACGGGAGCCCAGAAAGCAAUAGGUACAUUGAAGUUGAGUACUCCUCUAACUAGAUACCUCGUGGACUACAUUCCUCCUUUGAGAUUCAGAGAUAAGCCUAUUAGUGAGCAGCAGCACAAUUCAUGGAUACUCAACAUCCCAUUGGAUCUAACCUGUUUGCUACCUGAUAAUGCCGAUAAGUCAGGAAAGAUUCCAAUAGAGAUCAAGAGGAUCAGCGCUGAGUUUGUGGUAACCACUAUCAGGUCCGAUAAGUAUGCCAUUCCCAUUGAGUUCGGCCAUGAUCUUAUUUACAAUAAAAAAGUUGACAACAAUACGUUCUUUGAUCAAGACACUUUUACCAACAAUGUGGUGAAGCCAAUGAAGGCAAACAUGAAUGAGCUUACGAGAAUUUUCAAGGAAUUGGGACCGGAGAACUUCCAGCUCGAGAAGCAGCUCGUUGAAGAUCUUGCCUCGGUAGCAUGUUUGAAAGAGAAGUCUCUCAAUUUACAUAUUCACAACAUUAAACUUCAAGACAGACACACAAACGAGAUGUAUCCUCGCGAGGAUCCCAAGUCAACUCUGCUCAUUGCAUGGAGGGCCGACAAGGGUGGCAGGAGCUACACAAAGAAGAUCAAUCUUAUGGUGGAUUUAACAAGCAUGGCCUUGAAAGAUGUAUCCCAGAAGGAAGCUAGCCAAGCGAAGGCAGCCUAUGACGAUUUCUGCUUGGUGCCUAAUUUCCAAUCGUGCUUUUUAGGCCGGUGGUACCAAGUGAGGAUCCACGUUCUUUUGAGCAACAACAAAUACGUGUACGUGAAGGUGCCCGUCAGCGUCGACAAGAGCUAG
Messenger RNA from Suhomyces tanzawaensis NRRL Y-17324, 2331 nucleotides. RefSeq names its product Bul1p (gene BUL1). The record is from RefSeq and is a predicted model, not a curated record. Gene Ontology annotation, cellular component: ubiquitin ligase complex. The transcript has a single exon. Bases 1 to 2331 code for a protein of 776 amino acids. NCBI's taxonomy places the organism in Eukaryota, Fungi, Ascomycota, Pichiomycetes, Serinales, Debaryomycetaceae. Gene Ontology annotation, molecular function: ubiquitin-ubiquitin ligase activity. Gene Ontology annotation, biological process: protein polyubiquitination; protein monoubiquitination.